This is a messenger RNA of Penicillium manginii, 1287 nucleotides long. Its product is annotated as Zn(II)2Cys6 transcription factor rglT. The transcript is spliced from 2 exons. Gene Ontology annotation, cellular component: nucleus. The coding region runs from base 1 to 1287 and encodes 428 amino acids. Lineage: Eukaryota; Fungi; Ascomycota; Eurotiomycetes; Eurotiales; Aspergillaceae. The record is from RefSeq and is a predicted model, not a curated record. Gene Ontology annotation, biological process: positive regulation of transcription by RNA polymerase II. Gene Ontology annotation, molecular function: DNA-binding transcription factor activity, RNA polymerase II-specific; sequence-specific DNA binding; zinc ion binding.
AUGGCAGCCAUGGCUGACGGCAUACCAAUCUCCGAUAUGGAGCCUAAAUUACAUGCAGCUUGCGACGAGUGCAGGAAACGAAAGCUGAAAUGCUCAGGCGACUUGUCAGGUUGUACUCGCUGUCUGAAGCAGUCUAUAAUAUGUCACUACUCCGUCCAAAAACAAAUGGGACGACCAAAGAAGAGAGCACGAACCGAUGAUGAGGGGCCCGAAUACCCCACGCAAACGAACAACAACAUCUGGCCAAGUCCAGAAGAGACUCCUCCGGGGAUGCCAUUCGAGUCAUACGCUACCCCAUUCUCUCACCAACUCUGUCCACAGCUCUUCUGGCAAACCGGCGCCGGCGCCGGCGGCCAUUCGCCAUCAUCACAGCCCUACCCCGACCUACUAGCGGACGACGAACAACACAAUCACAGCUGGCGACCAGAUCGUCUGAAGAACCCCAAUGUCCCCGUUCCAGCCUCAUCGAGUCCAUGGCCCGACUUCUCCACCGUCACCGAAGCAACAGCCACCCUAGCCAUGCCAUUGCCAACUUCUUCAACCUCAAAUUUCCUAGAUGCGGCUUCCCUCCCUCUCACCCCGCCCAUGAGUACCGCUUCCGACCCAACACCCCAAUGCACAUGUCUCUCCUAUUUAUACCUCUGCCUCAGCCAUAUCUCCUCCGUCGCCUCAUUCCCCGUCAAUUCCCACACCAUCUGCUCCCUCUACAUCGCAGCCCGAACAGCCCGCGACGUAAUUCGCUGCGAAUCAUGUCCCAAGGUCUUCGCAACGGGCAUCCAAAAUGUCAUGUUCACAGGAACCUUGUUAACAACCGUUGCCGACGCCUGGCUCCGCAUAUGGAACACCGAUCCCAUCGAGCUAGGUAUGCAAACCGCCCCACCAGCAUUUGUCUCCAUGGCACUGCAAAGUGAAGACCCAGCGCAAUUCUGGAGGAGCUGGCUUCGUCAAAUCGUCCGCCGAGCCGUUGUUGGUGGCUUUCUUGCCGCUGAGGCGGGCACUCCUUGCUCCAUACAGCCGGACUUGCUGUCCUUAAUUAGGGAAGUUGAAAAUCGUCAACGGCGCUGGCAUGGUCCUGGUCAACACCCGUUUGAAGACAACAAUCCGAUGCGCCCUGGCCCUCUUGGUCCUCACGCGUCAGGUGAAAAUGGGGAGUGUGAUGAGAAAGAGCUUCUUUGUCUUCGUGUUGUGGGGAGUGCUCGGUCUGUACUUGCCAAGUUCGAGUUUGAGCCUGAGGAUUUUCCGGAGGGGGUUAUUCCUGAUGAUAUGCAAAGCAAGUCAGGUCAUUGA